This is a messenger RNA of Brassica rapa (field mustard), 1493 nucleotides long. RefSeq names its product heavy metal-associated isoprenylated plant protein 7. The record is from RefSeq and is a predicted model, not a curated record. Gene Ontology annotation, molecular function: metal ion binding. NCBI's taxonomy places the organism in Eukaryota, Viridiplantae, Streptophyta, Magnoliopsida, Brassicales, Brassicaceae.
AAAACAAAAUAGUUUGCAUUUUUAUUCAGAUCUUGAGGUCCACAGUUUCACCUUCGUACCACAACACCCAAGUGGUUCUUUAGAGAGAGAGAGAGAGAGAGAGAGAGAGAGAGAGAGAGAGAGAGCGUGAGAGAGACUAAUAAGCUUCUCUCUGGACGUUACAUUUUUUUGUGAACAUAGAAACACACGAAACUUAACCAAAACAAACAAAUAUGGGAGAGGAGGAGAAGAAACCAGAAGCAGCAGAGGAUAAGAAAAUGGAGGAAAAGAAACCAGAGGAAGAGAAAAAAGAAGGAGAAGGAAAGAAAGUGGAGGCUGAUGAGAAAAAAGGAGAAGAAUCUGAGAAGAAAACUCAAGAAGGAGAACCUACUAAAGAUUCCAAAGAAGAUUCACCUCCGGCGGAGCCUGAGGCUCCAGCACCGCCUCCUCCACCGCAAGAAGUUAUCCUUAAAGUCUACAUGCACUGUGAAGGCUGUGCUAGAAAAGUCCGCCGUUGCCUCAAAGGCUUCGAAGGAGUGGAAGAUGUCAUGACUGAUUGUAAAACGGGGAAAGUGGUGGUGAAGGGAGAGAAAGCUGAUCCAUUGAAAGUAUUAGCCAGAGUUCAAAGAAAGACCCACCGUCAAGUUGUGCUUGUUUCUCCAAUUCCUCCACCGUCGCAGCCGGCGGAGAAGAAAGCAGAGGAGGAGAAACCCAAAGUGGAAGAGAAAAAAGUGGAGCCUCCCGUAGUGGUUACGGUGGUCCUCAAGGUUCACAUGCACUGCGAAGCUUGUGCAUCGGAGAUCAAGAAACGGAUCAUGAGAAUGAAAGGAGUGGAAUCUGCUGAAUCAGAUUUAAAGGGUUCUCAAGUGACAGUAAAAGGAGUGUUUGAACCGCAAAAGCUCGUUGAACAUAUUUAUAAACGGACUGGAAAACAUGCUGCCAUUAUGAAAAUUGACCCACCGCCUCCACCGCCACCUGAGGAAGCAGCUGCGGCAGCUGAAGCCGAUAAGAAAGAAGAAGGUAAAGGGGACAAGGGCGGAGGAGAGUCCAAAGGGGAAGAAGGCAAGGACGAAAAGAAAGAAGGGGAAGGCGAAGCAGCUGAAAAUAAAAACGGUGGCGGCGGUGGUGAGGAGGAGGGAAAAGUUGUGGAUGUGAGGAAGAUAGAGAAUCCUUAUUACUACUAUUAUAAUUACCAACUACCGCGUGUGGCGGUUCCGCCUAUGGAAAUGCCGCCUCAUGCUUAUCCGCCUCAACUAUUCAGCGACGAGAAUCCAAACUCAUGUUCCAUAAUGUAACAAAAAAAAAACUGCAAACGCUAAAGGGUUAAUAUGGAGAGUAUUUUGAACAAUUUUGAUGAAGUUGUAACUUGAUGUCUCUCUUUGCAUGUGGUUUUCCUUUACUAUGUUUUGUGCAGCUCUAUUUCUUGUGUAAUUUACAUUGAAAAGAACUCGCCAAUUACGAGUUAUUUCAAAUGCUAUAAGCGAUCAAAUAAAUAAAUUACGAUAGUUUAUAUC